Messenger RNA from Trichosporon asahii var. asahii CBS 2479, 2199 nucleotides. RefSeq names its product vesicle fusion-related protein. The record is from RefSeq and is a predicted model, not a curated record. The transcript has 3 exons. Gene Ontology annotation, cellular component: exocyst. Gene Ontology annotation, biological process: exocytosis; exocyst localization. NCBI's taxonomy places the organism in Eukaryota, Fungi, Basidiomycota, Tremellomycetes, Trichosporonales, Trichosporonaceae. The coding region runs from base 1 to 2199 and encodes 732 amino acids. Gene Ontology annotation, molecular function: SNARE binding.
AUGGCGACGUUCUCGGCGUCAGCAGCGGUGGGAGAGGUCCUCCGCCAACCGGAUGACCUCCUCAAACUCACCACCUACCGCAACAAGCUCCUCAAGGAGAAAGCCGCCCUCGACAACAAGCUCCAGGAAGAAAUCGAAAAGCUUAUGAACACGAAGGACGAGAGCGACGUAUUCCAGAAGAUCACGCGUGUGUCUGCCGUGCAUCGAAAUUUCGCGCAGACCGCCAAGAUGGUCGAGCAGCUGCAGAGCAUGGCUGACAAGGUCGACUACCUCGGUCGGCUUCUGGACGAUGACCGCUCGCAGGGCCCGAUCUCGGAUGCGCCGCACUUGCUUCCCAUCCACUUCCAGCUGCAGCAGCUCGAGUCGUUCCGGAACGAGACGAUGGCCGAAGCCAAACGUGGCAACCGAGAAGAACGGGAGAUCUUAACGCGUUGGUUCGAGCCCCUCGACGUACUCAUCAAGGAGUUCGAGGGAUGGAUGUGGGAGCUCGCAAGCAACGUCGUUGAGCUCGCGCGCCAGGGCUACGGAGGCACUGUCGUCCGUCUCGUCAAGAUUAUCGAGUUUGAGGGCAGGGAAGACGAGAAGACAGUUGCACUCCGUCUCGUACGCAAGGUCGGCAACGACGCCGCACGACUCCGCGGAGUCCAGGGCAAUGCGCGACCGAUCAAGAACUACCGGCACAAGUUCCUCGAUGCGAUCGAGAAGAACAUCAAGGGCAAGUUUGCGGACCACUACGAUCGCAAUGAGCUCGAUCUCCUCGGCUUCAUCGAUGGCCUCGACUUCAUGUACAAGGACAUUAUCCGCAUCAAGGACGACGUCGAGCACCUGUUCCCGCCCGACUUUGAGGCGGUCAAGUGGCUGAUCCAUCGGUACCAUCUCGCGCUCGACGAGGUGCUGAAGAAGGUUGUGUCCAGCGCGCCAGAGGCGCAGGUGCUGCUCGAGCUCUAUGCUUGGACGAAGGAAUAUACGCGCAGCAUGAAGGAGUUAGAGGUGCCGUCGGAGUGGCUGCAGCCGCCGCUGCUGGACGGCAAGGCCGGAGAUCUGCUGGAAGACUACGUCCGCCUCAUUAUCACCAAGCUCGAGGAGUGGACAGUCAACCUGCAGAAGCAGGAAACGGCCAAGUUCAGGACACGAACCGAGGAACCCUCGCGCGGAACGGACGGCCUGUUCGGUAUGGACGGCGUUGUCGACUUCUUCUCCAUCGUCAACCAGCAAAUCGACCUCGCUCUCGACUCGAACCAGGGCGCCGUGCUCGCUCGUGUCGUUACCGAGGCGCAGGCGGAGAAGCGGCCAGAGGAGGUCGCCGGAGGUCUCGUCGAGUACGUCAUGGCACUUGCGAACGACCAGCUGCGCGCGGCCGACUUUACGGAAGCUCUUCAGAACCGCCUCGAGCCGCUUGUCAGCGACAAGUACAAGCCAACGAUCGUUGAUCGCUUCAACGAGGCGAUCGACGGCUACCUCGAUGUGGCUAAGCAGUGCACUGGCACGCUGGUACAGUUCGUGUUCAACGACUUGCGUCCGGCGACGCGGCAGUUCAUGCAGUCGGGAUGGUACAACGACCAGCUCAUGCCGCAAAUCAUUGAGACAAUGCGCGACUACAUGGGCGACUACCAAAGUCACCUGAACCCGAGCAUCUUCGAGAUUGUAAUCGAGGACCUGCUGGACGCCUUCCUCAUCACGUAUCUGACGGCACUGCGCCGUGCUCCGCCCAACUCACUCCGUAUGCCGGGCGCCGUGCAGCGGCUGCGCUCGGACAUCUCUCAGGUGUUCGACUUCUUCACGCUGUACAAGCCGCCCGAGGAGCUCGAGCCGAGCUUCGAGAUCAUGGACCAGGUCGCUUCGAUGCUCAGCGCCAGCCCGCAGAUGGUUUUCAUGGACUACUGGAACUUUGCCAAGACGCAUGGCCCGCAGCUGCAGUUCGUCGAGGCGAUUAUGCGCGCUCGAGACGACCUGGAGCGUGGCGAGACAAACGAGGUCAUGGACACUCUCAAGCGCAAGGUCCGCGACGAGGGCAUCGAGGACCCACAGGAGCCGACCAUCAUGGUGAGUUACGUGGAACCGACUCCAACUGACAAGCAGGUCAAGGUGCUUGGUGCUUCUGGUGCGGCAUCGCUCAUGGCCAAUAUUUCCGCAUACGCUGGGACCAUGGCGAGCAAGGCGAAGGGGAUGCGCUCAGAACGGGACCGGGAGAGGUUCUGA